Molecule: messenger RNA, 2025 nt
Organism: Panicum hallii
Lineage: Eukaryota; Viridiplantae; Streptophyta; Magnoliopsida; Poales; Poaceae
Product: transcription factor bHLH110-like
Exons: 7
Coding region: 95-1240 (381 amino acids)
Biological process (GO): regulation of transcription by RNA polymerase II
Cellular component (GO): nucleus
Molecular function (GO): DNA-binding transcription factor activity, RNA polymerase II-specific; protein dimerization activity; RNA polymerase II cis-regulatory region sequence-specific DNA binding
Source: RefSeq, a predicted model, not a curated record
UUCCUCCCGUUCCAUCCCACUUUCCGCCUCACCUCGAGCGAAGCUGCAGCGCCACAGCAGGAAGAGCCAGGGAGAUCCUCCGUCCCUCCGACCCAUGGCCGACGAGUGGUGGAGCAGCACCUCUCACAGGAGCCAUGGCGCGUCAGCGUGCUCGGCCGCGCCGCUCCCGGUCGUCACGGACCGGGUGGCCUGUGGCUGGGCUACCUCCCCCACCGCAGCCGCCGAGUCGACGAGCUCCAUAACCUUCCAGGACCCCUACAAGAGCUCCACGCAUCAGCCUCUGUCUGAUGCCGCCUCGUCGCUCGGCGAUCCACACGUGGACUGGACGCAGGCCUUCUUUUUCAGGAGCGGGAGGAGCGAUACCAGCUUCCAAGCCGUGCUGCAAGACGACAUGGUUCGAGCACAGCCGGCGGCCGAUGAAGCCCCAGCGAUGAACAAUCCAUUAAUCAGGGACAUGAGCGCCGGCUUCUUGGUCGACCACGCGCAGCUAGCUCCGUCGCCGUACGGCACGGCGCCAUCGCAGCAAGCUCUGUUCGACGGCACGGCGGGCCACAACAUCUCGGUGUACGGAGACAGCCAGUCCUCGGUCAGCUACGACGCCACGGCGUCGAUGCAGUUCUCCCAGCUGCUCAAGCCCUCGGCGCCGGCGUCUGGGCCGAUGCAAGGCGCCGCCGCCGCGAUGCAGUACUUGUCCGGCAGUUACCUGCCUUUCGGUGGCCCGCUGCAGUCGCAGCUUCUCUUGCAGGCCUUGCAGACGAAGCCCGGUAUCCGCAGCUCCAACGCUAACCCUCUCACGGUGAAGGACGCCUGCUCGCCGGCGGCGAGGAAAAGCGCCCCCGAGUCUCCUGCCGCGGCGAAAAGGCCGCGGAUCGAGGCGCCAUCGCCGCUGCCGACUUUUAAGGUGAGGAAAGAGAAGCUAGGGGACAGAAUCACUGCGCUCCAGCAACUAGUCUCGCCUUUUGGAAAGACUGAUACCGCAUCGGUUCUUCACGAGGCCAUCGAAUACAUCAAAUUCCUUCACGAUCAAGUUUCUUCACUGAGCUCUCCCUACUUGAAAAAUGGGAUCCCCUUGCAGAACGUCCAGCAGAAGGGCUCCGAGGACGCCAAGGAUAGCGGUGACACCAAGCAGGACCUGCGCAGCCGGGGCCUGUGCCUUGUCCCGGUGGCGAGCACGUACACGGUGGCGGCCGAGACGGUGCCGGAGUUCUGGCACCCUACAUUCGGAGGAACAUUCCGGUAGAGAUACAGCUAGUGUAGCCUGGGAUACAUCGGUACAGGCCGGGGUACGCGUGCUAACAUCAACGUGUGCUUGUCCGGCCGUGAACUACGAACAGACGCACAGAGUACGUUGAAGCUAAAGGGAAGCAAAGCCAUGUGUUUUUUUUAUCAGACUAAGUAUUGUACAAAUGGUGGUAAACUAAUUCUUAGCAGCAACCUGCUAGCCAGCCUGAUACGAAAAGCAAGGGCUUAUGAUAUCGCCCAAGCAAUCGAAGGAUGUUUUGAAAGGGAAAAAAAAGGGAUGUGAUAAUAGGUACUGGCUGGUGGUCUACGACAGGCUAACGUAAGUGUGUAUAACAUGCUGGAUCAGGUGCAAAAGAGAAUAAUGAUGAAUGAGGCAGCAGAGUACAUGGGGCAUCAUCUAUACUCAUAUAUAGGCAAAACUUUGCAGGUGAAUAAUAUAAUGCAUGGUCGCUAUAUAUAAUUAGCAUUGUAGUAUGAACAGGUUGGCGUUUUGGAAGGGAAAGUUGGGGCAGGUGCCAACAUUUGAAAGGAAAAGCAGAAUGGAUUAGUGUGCAGAUGGCUGACAACAGUCAUGCUGGCAGCAUGAACAAUGAUGUUAAUCUCAUCAUAUGCUCCUACCACUGAAAGUACGCGCCCAAAAGGGAUAAGGACCAAAUCAACGAGUUUACUUAAUUUGUCUAGUAUUUUUAAAGAUGCACCCCCCCCCCAAUUUCAGUUAUUUUUAAUUUUGUCUAGUACUAUGUAGUAUGUUCUGUCAACACAUUUUAAAAUACCAGUUGCAAA